AUGGUGCUGGGUAGAAAUGCCGUCAAAGGCGAAGAUGAGGCAGCGAGGUCCAUUGGACCGGCCGGUAGCCGAGCCAUCUGCCUCCUGGCUUCCUUCAAAACCUGGAAGAAACUGCCUCUAGUUGAAAACAUGCCAACUGUUAGAAUUAGCAGCGCAUUGUGUUCUCCCAAUGUCAAAUUUGUUCGUUGGAAAGUACACGAAGACUGGGUGACUCAGUUGAACUACUAUGAUUCCAUUCAAGUCGUCAUUUCUGCCUCCAUCCAUGAGCCCACUGCUCUAGUAAUAGGAUGUACCACUGGAACAACAAAUGUUCAGCAAAAGAUGAAGGAAAUAAGGGAUGUUAAGAAAGAUGGAAAAGUAAGAAAAUGGCACCAAGCAACCCUUAGUCUGCCCCAGAGGAGAGCAGAGGACAAUCAAACAGUUUUCCAAGUGCAUAAAGGAGUCAAAGCAUUUUCAUUCUGUAAAAGAAACAACUUGCUACUAACAGGUGGAAUGGAUCGAAUAAUUCGAAUCUGGAACCCUUAUGUUCCAGGAAAACCAACUGGCAUGCUGAAAAGCCACCUAGCUCCGGUCUUUUACCUCCACAUAGCCGCAGAGGAGAACAGAAUAUUUUCAAUGUCCACUGACAAUAUGGUCAAGAUCUGGGAUCUUGAGAACCACAACUGUUUGUUCACUGCUUGCCCCAAAGCCAGUGGCAUCCAAGGAGAGCUUACUGCUUGUCACUACCUGUCCAGCAUCAAAGCACUGUGUGUUGCCACAGAUUCUAUCUAUCUCCUACAUCUAAGGAUGAGAGCUCGCCCUGAGCCUCACCUGGUGGUUUCUCACAAGGAGCCUGUAGUGUGCUGCAGGUACAACAAGACAUUUAGACAUGUGGUUAGCUGCUCGGAAGGGUCCGUGAUUAAAGUGUGGGAUUUUGAAACAGGAAUGUUGCUGUCUGAAUUUACUGGAGCUCAUGGCAAUAUGGAAAUCACCUGCCUGACAUUUGACCCCAGUGGGAGAAGGCUGGUCACUGGUGGCAGAGAUGGGUGUUUAAGAAUCUGGAAUUACAACAAUGGGCAUUGUCUGAAGAUUCUGACCCAAGAUGAGAAGCACAAUGAAGUCUGUGAUUGUACCUAUGUGGAAGUGUAUCAAAAUAAGUACAUUAUAGCUGUUGGAUGGGACAGAAGAAUAAACAUGUACUUUGAUUCUCCUCACGAUUUUCAUGAUUUCUGGAGGCCUCAGCCACAUUGGCCAGAUGAUCUAAUCCGGGGACAUAAGGAUGAUAUUUUAUGUGUCGUUCAGUGCCCACCUUCUCUUCUUGCCACUUCUAGUUAUGAUGGGGAAAUUAUCAUUUGGAAUUUGAUCUCAGGACACAUAUACUGCAAGCUAAAUACACCAGUCCUUACUUACUGCUCUGAAGAUCCAGAAGGUAAAGACAGAAGCAUUUCUCAUCUUACUUUCCUAAAGACCCGUGCAGCCAAAUUUGAAUCAACAGCUGCUUCUCUCAUUUCCAAUGGGCCCCAAGGUUCUGUUAUUUUCUGGAGUCUAUUCAGUGGGGCCCAGCUCAUAGCCAGCUUCAUACCUUCCAGAGGAAAAUCCCAGAUCCGCAGCAUUGUGGUGACCACGGGAGAUACCUGUGUCUAUGUGGCAGACAACAUGGGUUAUGUGUACAUGUAUGACAUCAAGGAUUAUGCCCUCAGGGGACCAGAACAAGAACCACCCAAAAGUGUCAAGUUCUGGAGAGCCCACAUUAAUGCAGUCACAUCCUUAGAGCUGAUAGAGGAAGAAAAGGCUCUAUUGUCUUCCUCCAUUGACUGUACAGUUCGUUUAUGGAGCAUGGAUGGAGAGUAUAUAGGUACUUUUGGACAGAGUGAACUCUGGGAUGUUUAUACAGCUGCCUCCUGGAAACACCCUGUGAUGCCCUAUGAAAUCCUGAAGGAUCCAAAGAGUAUGCCAGUCCACCAAGUGUUAACAAAAAAUGUUUCAACUUCACAGAUUGAUCAUCUAGAGGAAGGCAAAAUAAUUCAGGAGAAAUCCAGUGCUAAGGCUGAACAGACUUUGAAUCUUAAUAGCCUUGAAGAUCCUCCCACUGAUGUUGAAAUAAAAAAAGAAAUUAAUAUUCAAGCUCAUCAGCAGACUAGAUUGCCACAAGAACAGAACAAGAAUUCCAACAGGUCAUUUAACACUGGGUGGCCUAGUGCUUAUCACACCCUCAAAUGUCAUGAGGUUGCCAAUAUUCCACCUAUAGGAGGAAAACCAGAUUUAUCUAUUAUUGGUACAGACUUUUUUUUUAGUGAUAUUAAAGAAAAGAAUAACUAA
Gracilinanus agilis (Agile Gracile Mouse Opossum) is the source of this 2298-nucleotide messenger RNA. Its product is annotated as WD repeat-containing protein on Y chromosome-like. The record is from RefSeq and is a predicted model, not a curated record. The coding region runs from base 1 to 2298 and encodes 765 amino acids. Gene Ontology annotation, molecular function: protein binding. Lineage: Eukaryota; Metazoa; Chordata; Mammalia; Didelphimorphia; Didelphidae. The transcript has 21 exons.